UGUAAGACACUGCCAGAUGAAAGUUGUUGUGCAACACGUGAAUUCCCGGCGGAAAGGCGAGUCGCGAGUGUCACAAGCUCCCUGGCGACCUUUCACCAGCCUUGCCACAGGUCCAUUCAGCCUAAAGAGCCGACAGGGUGCGGAGAAACAACACGUGGUGUUUUCGGUUGUCACUGGGUGAAGGGGUCUGUGCUUUUAUGAAGAGACAGAACAUCAGGACCAUAUUGGGAGCUUUUACUUUCUUUUUCCAGUUUCAGUCACGUGACCGCUCUUGCAUUAAGAUUCCCCUUCAUUGGAAUUAAGAGGUCCAAACCUGUUCCAGCAUGACAAUGCCCCUGUGCACAAAGCAAGCUCCAUGAAGACAUGGUUUGCCAAGGCCUGAAUGGAAGAACUCAAGUGACCUGCAGAGAGCCCUGACCUCAACCCCACUGAACAUUUACGGAGAGCGGAGUGUUUUAAAAGUGUCAUUAUGCCAUGGCGUCUCUGGGCGCCUCCUUCGUUCAAAUCAAAUUCGAUGACAUCCACUUCUACGAGAACUGUGGCGGCGGGAGCUUUGGCAGUGUGUACCGUGCCCGCUGGAUCUCACAGGACAAAGAGGUGGCGGUGAAAAAGCUGCUGAAGAUUGAGAAAGAGGCGGAGAUCUUGAGUGUACUCAGCCAUCGAAAUAUCAUCCAGUUUUAUGGUGCUAUUCUUGAGGCCCCAAACUAUGGAAUCGUCACAGAGUAUGCCAGCGGAGGGUCGUUAUAUGAGUAUCUAUCAAGUGAUGCAAGUGAAGAAAUCAGCAUGAGGCAGAUCAUGACCUGGGCAACAGAGAUAGCUAAAGGAAUGCAUUACUUACAUGCAGAGGCCCCGGUCAAAGUUAUCCACAGGGAUCUCAAGUCCCGAAAUGUGGUCGUGACAGCAGACAAAGUCCUCAAGAUCUGUGAUUUUGGAGCCUCUAAGUUUCAUUCCCACACCACGCACAUGUCUCUGGUGGGAACGUUCCCCUGGAUGGCCCCGGAAGUCAUUCAGAGCCUUCCUGUUUCUGAAACGUGUGAUACAUACUCCUAUGGAGUGGUUCUGUGGGAGAUGCUGACUCGUGAGAUUCCAUUCAAAGGGCUAGAGGGGCUGCAAGUGGCUUGGCUGGUUGUGGAGAAGAAUGAGAGAUUGACUAUUCCCAGCAGCUGUCCUGCCAGUUUUGCAAACCUGAUGAGGAAAUGCUGGGAAACAGAACCAAUGAAAAGACCCUUGUUUAAAGAGAUCCUGUCUACCCUAGAGGCCAUGUGCAAUGACAGCCAGCUCUCAGACCAGUGCAACUCCUUCCUGCAAAACAAAGCAGAAUGGAGGCGGGAGAUCGAGGCGACUCUGGAUCGCUUGAAGAAGCUGGAGAGGGACCUGAGCACUAAAGAGCAGGAGCUGAAGGAGAGAGAGCGCCGCCUGAAGAUGUGGGAGAAGAAACUCAUAGAGCAAUCCAACACUCCGCUGCUCCCGAACCUGGCCAUCCAUGUCUGGACAGAGGAACACGUGUACUUCUGGAUGUCACAGAUUUUCGUAAAAGAAGGCGGGGCAGAGUGUGAGAUGCAGCGCUACGCUGAUGUCUUCAAGAAGAACCACAUCACUGGACGCAGGCUGCUGCUCCUCUCUGAGGCAGAUAUGAGAGAUAUGGGCAUCUCAUCUAAAGGGCAUAUCAUACACCUGAAGGCUGAAAUUGAAAAAUUAACAAAUGAUUACCUGGCUCUGUUCCAUUUCCCUCCGUUAACAAAGGAUGAAUGGGACAGAGCAGAGGAGACAGAAAGCUGGAGGAAGACUGUUAAUCUGGAGCUGGUGUUUGGUUAUCACUGGAAACCAGGAACAGGGCCAGAGGACUGCAAAUGGAAAAUGUACAUGGAGCUUGACGGAGAUGAAGUUGCUUUAACCUACAUCAGAGAUGUCACAUUUAAUGCAAACAGAUCAGAUGUGGAAGUCUCAAAGAUGACCAAGCCACCGUUUGUGAUGGAGAAAUGGAUUGUUGGGAUAUCUGACAAACAGACGGUGGACUGCAUUGUAAAUUAUGAGAAUGAUGUCAGAUCUCCAAAGAGCACAAGGCAUGUGCACUCAGUGCGGUGGAGCUCGGUCAGUGGGGCAGAUGAAAUCAGAAGUGUAGAGCUGCUCAUAGAAACAGCACCAACAAACGGGGAUGGGAACCACAGACGCUGUUCCAAUUCUGGUGUUGAUCCUCAGUGGAUUUCCAGUCUAAGAACAAAGCAGCUCACAAAGGACCUAGCCCAGGAGCGUCACAGUUCCACUUCAAGCAACCACUCAGACAGCAUGACCCUCCCGCAGUUCCUGUCUGUUUAUGGUAAUCAAUCAUCAUAUGCUUCUGCUGUGCGAAAAUCACCCAAUCGCAGUCCACUUUCACGAUGGGCCGACUCCCGAAGCUCCUCUCCUACGCUUUCAACCAAACUCUCCUCAGUCCACCUGGGGUCAAAGGGUAGCAGCCCAUCCAGUACAACUUCAGAGAGCACAUCAGAGAGAGACCGCUCUCAUAGCAGUAGACAUACGUACAGUUAUCAAAGAAAGAGCUCCUGUAACUCUCUAAAUGUCACUGGAGGAGGAGACCGGAGAGUCUUUAGAGGGAGCGGUCAUGCGUAUCAUGGCAGCUCUAGAGGUGGACGACACCGGACCAACUACGUAGUACCACAGAGCCAGUCACAGAUAAUUCCAGGACUGGCCACAGAAACAGCAGGAGAAAAGCAGAAAGAUGAGCUAGAGGAUGCCAAAGCUACAGAAGGAGGAUGGAUUAAAGUAGAGCGCAAGAAGCCUCCAAAACAGGACCAUAAGCAGCAGGACCAAAGACAGCUCAGAGGCCGUUCACGAAAAGGAGUAAGAGGGGGGCGUGGGCGGAGCUAAUGGUUUUUAUGCCUCGCAUAUGUUGACAUGUGGAUUGAGGAAUUAAAUUAUUACACCAAAGAGGGAAAAACAUUUUCACAAGAUGUACAAAUAACAAAACAGCAGAUGGAGUACUGGUAAUGGUAUAAUUGAAACUGCUUGGCAAAAGUUUAUGAAAAGAGGUUUUUUAACUAAUGAUGCCAAUAUUCAGGCAUGCCAUUCUUCUUCUUCUUUUGGCUGCUCCUGAUUUGGGGUCGCCACAGCGGAUCUUUCGUCUCCAUUGUUCCCUGUCUUCCGCAUCCUCCUCUACCACACCUGCCACUUUCAUGUCCUCUCUCACCACAUCCAUGUAUCUCCUCUUUGGCCUUCCUCGUUUUCGUGUGCCUGGCAGCUCCAUCCUCAACAUUCUCCUUCCCACAUGCUCUGCAUCUCUUCUCAGGAUGUGCCCGUACCAUCUCAGUCUCAUCUCUCUUAGCUUAAUUCCCAAGCUCUCCACAUGUGCUGUCCCUCUGAUGUGCUCGUUCCUUAUCCUGUCCAACCUCCCAUCGCAAACCUUAACAUCCUCAACUCUGCCACCUCCGACUUUGCCUCCUGUCUCUUCGUUAAGGGUACGGUCUCCAAUCCAUACAUCACAGCUGGUCUCACUACUGUCUUAUACAUCUUACCUUCCACUUUUGCUGGGACUUUCCGAUCACAAAUGACUCCCGAAAUCCUUCUCCAACUGCUCCAGCCUGCCUGCACUCGCUUUCUCACCUCACUAUCGCAGCCCCCAUUUUCCUGCACAGUUGACCCCAGGUACUUGAAUUCACCAACUUUCUUUACGUCUACUCCUUGUAUCUUCACGACACUCUCAUCCCCAUUCUCACUGAUGCACAUGUAUUCUGUUUUGCUACUGCUCACCUUCGCAGGCAUGCCAUUCAAAGGGGAAAAAAAUCACAGAUUAAACACAGAAAAGAAACUUUUCAGCGCACAAUUGCUUGAUCUAACCAAAAACCUCAACUUAACACUUCCUGACACAAUCUUAUUCUACAGUAUAGAUGACAAAGCUGUGAAUGUUAACAACACAACUUUUACCAGUGGUUUUCAGACUGGGGUCUGUGAGCCAGUGAAGAGGUUCCAUAUUUAUUGUUCACCUUUUUAUGAAAUACUACAUUUUAGCAAAAUCACCCAAGGAUGACAGCUAUGGAAUCUGGAUGUGGGGCUGUGUCUGAAAUGUAUUUAAAGAUUAAAAACAAUUUUGUACUGUAUGUACUGUGUGUUACAAUCAAAUGUAUUGAAAGUCUUUUGUGGUUGGGAAUAUAAUCACUGCCUUAGACCUUAGAACAGGCCAAGGGCCUAACUGUUUUCAAAUUUUUAACUAAUAUUUGUAUGACUCUUGUCUUGAAUCCUCAUGCCCCCAUAUGUUUCCAGCUUGUGACAAGGGUCUCUUCUACAAGACACUCCAGAAAUAUGAAUGUUUCAGUACUCUACUAAUAUUGUUCAGGAUUUGAAUUAUAUAACUGUUGACACGUGUGCGCAUGCACACACACACACACACACACACCACUACUAGAUUAAUUAAGGUUUUUUUGCCUCAUGUUUCGGACUGUUGCGUUUUGUUAUAAUAUUUUUAUAUAAUUUUUUGUCAACUAUUUCAUAUUGUCAAAAUAAAAAUGGUUUUAAAAUGA
Neoarius graeffei (lesser salmon catfish) is the source of this 4514-nucleotide messenger RNA. RefSeq names its product mitogen-activated protein kinase kinase kinase 20a (gene map3k20a). The transcript is spliced from 22 exons. Gene Ontology annotation, biological process: protein phosphorylation. The coding region runs from base 475 to 2868 and encodes 797 amino acids. NCBI's taxonomy places the organism in Eukaryota, Metazoa, Chordata, Actinopteri, Siluriformes, Ariidae. Gene Ontology annotation, molecular function: protein kinase activity; protein binding; ATP binding. The record is from RefSeq and is a predicted model, not a curated record. Gene Ontology annotation, cellular component: cytoplasm.